Messenger RNA from Perca flavescens (yellow perch), 1862 nucleotides. Its product is annotated as acyl-CoA synthetase family member 2, mitochondrial. Lineage: Eukaryota; Metazoa; Chordata; Actinopteri; Perciformes; Percidae. The transcript is spliced from 16 exons. The record is from RefSeq and is a predicted model, not a curated record. Gene Ontology annotation, biological process: fatty acid metabolic process. The coding region runs from base 1 to 1821 and encodes 606 amino acids. Gene Ontology annotation, molecular function: medium-chain fatty acid-CoA ligase activity.
AUGUCAGCACUGCUAAGAUCUUGGGCUCAAAGUCUUAGAUCUGUGGAUGGACUCAAACACAGCAAGGUUUGGAAACUAUGCAGCUCAAGUUUGCUCCAGUGGUGUCGGUCCCUCCAUGUGGACAGUCCUCCUCGCAAACCCUCACUGACCAGCAGCUAUGUCCAUGGCACCUCCUCCAUGUCUCUGCUCCCCCUGACUGUAGGACAGAGUCUGGACUCCAUAGUCCAGCGCUGGCCUGACCGUGAAGCUGUGGUCUUUCUGCAGGACGGCAUCCGGAAAACCUUUGUGCAGUUUCAGCAAGAUGUUGACAAGGCGGCUGCAGGUCUGCUUGCUUUGGGCCUGAAGCGAGGCGACAGGCUGGGAGUUUGGGGACCCAACACGUAUGAAUGGAUCCUUUUCCAGUUUGCUUUAGCCAAAGCUGGAAUUAUACUGGUGUCAUUGAACCCAGCCUAUCAAGUGACGGAAGUGGAGUUUACUCUAAAAAAGGUCCAGUGUAAAGCUGUGGUCUGCCCUACACGCUUUAAAACCCAAAACUUCUGUGAGAUGCUGAGGGAGCUCUGCCCAGAGCUCGACAGGACCCCAGUAGGCAUGAUCAAAAGCUCCAGGUUGCCAGACUUGCGAAUGGUGAUAGUGACAGAUAGCAGACAGCCAGGGAUGCUCCACGUAGAGGAUGUGAUGCAAGCAGGGGAGAGUCAGCACCACAAAGAGCUGAUGAUGGAUCUGCAGAGCAAACUGUCCUUCGAUGAGCCCAUCAACAUUCAGUUCACAUCAGGGACGACAGGGAGUCCGAAGGGAGCCAGUCUUUCCCACCACAAUAUUGUAAACAAUGCUUACUUUAUUGGUCUCCGAAUGGGUUUUGGAUGGAGACCUCAGGUGCGAGUGUGUAUGCCCGUUCCCAUGUACCACUGCUUUGGCUCUGUGUUGGGAGGGAUGUGUAUGGCAUUGCAUGGUAUCACACUGGUCUUCCCUUCCUCUGGCUACAACAGCCGAGCCAACCUGGAGGCCAUUCAGAGUGAAAAGUGCAAUUUCAUCUAUGGCACUCCCACAAUGUUCAUUGACAUGCUUAGCCAACAGGAUUUACACAAGUAUGAUUUAUCUACAAUUGAAGCUGGUGUCAUGGGGGGUUCACCGUGCCCUCCUGAGAUUGUGAGAAAACUGAAAACAGACAUGAACAUGAAAGAGAUAAUGAUUGCUUAUGGAUCUACUGAGAACAGCCCCGUCACAUUUCUGGGAUUUCCACAAGACAAUGAAGAGCUGAAGAUAAAUACUGUUGGAUGUAUCAUGAGCCACACUGAGGCUAAAGUGGUGGACCCUACUACUGGGGAGAUUGUCCCUCUGGGGGCCUCAGGAGAGCUGAUGAUCAGAGGCAGCUGUGUGAUGCAUGGAUACUGGGACGAUCCUGAGAAAACCAGAGAGGUUAUCUCCCAAGACCGCUGGUACAGGACUGGUGACACAGCCAGUCUGAACAGUUUGGGAUAUUGCAGCAUUGAAGGACGCAUAAAGGACAUGAUCAUCCGAGGAGGGGAGAACAUUUACCCUGCUGAGAUAGAGCAAUAUCUCUAUACACAUCCUAAAGUCCAGGAGGUGCUGGUGGUUGGAGUGAAGGAUGAGAGGCUGGGCGAGCAGGUGUGUGCCUGCAUCAGGCUGAGGGAGGGCCAGACCUCCACUGCAGAGGAGAUAAGAGCAUUCUGCAAAGGCCAGAUUUCUCACUUCAAGAUCCCACACUAUGUGAUCUUUGUCGACAGCUACCCUCUGACAGUCUCUGGAAAGAUCAAGAAGAACAUAUUAAAGGAAGAAAUGGAGAAGAAAUUAGGCCUCUAAUUGUUUUCUGAGUGAAAAUUGGUAAUUAUAUUAAAGGUCCC